Misgurnus anguillicaudatus (oriental weatherfish) is the source of this 10516-nucleotide messenger RNA. The record is from RefSeq and is a predicted model, not a curated record. NCBI's taxonomy places the organism in Eukaryota, Metazoa, Chordata, Actinopteri, Cypriniformes, Cobitidae.
CUUUGCCAGCAGCAGCAGUAGUCAGUUAUACACACACACACACGGACUUCAAUCAGAUCUUCUCUGUUGCUUCUUCUAUUAACAGGCACGGUUGCGGGAAAACGCCUGAACGGAAUGGGAACGAAUAACUCUUCUCCAAUUCAAGAGAUAAGAGGGCGGAAACGCGAAUAAAACAGACAGAGAGGGAAAAAAACACACUGGGAGCGAGAGAAGGCCGAACCCAUCGAGGCAGCUCGAGAGCGGUUCAGUUAUUCACGCGACGGGUGUGCGGCGCUCAAGUGGAAUCCGGUGUGAGACCGACGAGGACGGACACGGCCCCGUUAUCUAACCGUACAUGUGGAUUACCCGUGGAAAUUUCCUCAUUACUCACUCUUCAAAAACUACAAAGCCGUCCGGUAGCGACAGACCUUCACCCUACGCGGAGAGGUCGGUGACUACCAGGACUCAGUGCCCCAUGAUGCACAGCAUUUGUGCUGGGACCACACCCACUUUUAGUGUGUAGAGGAAGUUGCAUCGUCAGCAUGUCCUCGCACCCUCAGCCGAUGCCUCAGGGUCGGAGGGCUGUGGACGCCCGUCACCUUCCCAGUCCAGCCACCCUUCCUCUGCAGCUGAGAACCCAUGCGGAUGUUGGUGGACUGGUGGACUACCACACAGUUGCUCGGGACUAUAGUUCCCAUCUGCCCCAUGCGUCCCUGUCCCAACCUCACCGCCGCAGACCGUCCCUUCUGUCUGAAUUUCAGCCAGGCAAUGAAAGAGGUCAAGAGCCCCACAUCCGAUAUGAGCACAUUUACCUGCAAGAUCCCAACAGCCAAUCAGAGGUGGAUUACUCUGAAAUGAAACGGCCUCGCUUGGACAUUGGGGCAGACGCUCUCAUUCGUCAUCAGGCUCAUCGUCAGCCUCUCUCUGUGCCUGGAGCUGAGGAAAUGGCAAAGGAGCACAGCAGCAGCAGUUCCAUUGGAAAAAUUGAGCCCAUCUCUCCCGUGAGCCCGGUACCCAUGGAGCCUGACCUGGACUUGGUUCCGACCCGUUUCUCCAAAGAGGAGCUGAUCCAGAACAUGGACCGCGUGGACCGGGAGAUCACUAUGGUGGAACAGCAGAUCUGUAAACUGCGUAAAAAACAGCAACAGCUGGAGGAAGAGGCUGCAAAACCUCAGGAACCAGAGCGCUCCAUCUCCCCUCCACCCAGUGAAGCCAAGCACCGGAGCCUUGUCCAGAUCAUCUACGAUGAAAAUAGGAAAAAGGCAGAGGAAGCUCAUCGGAUCCUAGAGGGACUGGGACCCCGAGUCGAGCUGCCUUUGUACAACCAGCCGUCUGAUACCAAGCAGUACCAUGAGAACAUCAAAAUAAAUCAGGCAAUGAGGAAGAAGCUCAUUCUUUAUUUCAAAAGAAGAAAUCAUGCUCGCAAACAGUGGGAGCAGAAAUUCUGCCAACGCUAUGAUCAGCUAAUGGAGGCCUGGGAGAAGAAAGUGGAGCGCAUCGAGAAUAACCCGCGCCGCAGAGCCAAAGAGAGCAAAGUGCGGGAGUACUACGAAAAGCAGUUCCCCGAGAUCCGUAAGCAGAGGGAAAUGCAGGAGCGCAUGCAGACUCGAGUGACUCAGAGGGGAGGGGGACUGGCAUCAGCAGCCCGCAGCGAGCAUGAGGUUUCGGAAAUAAUCGACGGCAUCUCUGAGCAAGAGAACACAGAGAAGCAGAUGCGUCAGUUAGCCGUGAUCCCGCCCAUGCUGUUUGAUGCCGAGCAGCAGAGGAUAAAGUUCAUCAACAUGAACGGCCUGAUGAGCGAUCCCAUGAAGGUCUACAAAGACAGACAGGUCAUGAACAUGUGGAGCGAGCAGGAGAAAGACACCUUCCGGGAGAAGUUUAUCCAGCACCCAAAGAACUUUGCCCUGAUAGCCUCCUUUCUGGAGAGAAAGACGGUGGCCGAGUGCGUCCUUUUUUACUACCUGACUAAGAAGAAUGAGAACUACAAGAACAUUGUUCGAAGGAACUACCGCCGCAGAGGCAGAAGCCAGAACAACCAACAGGCACAGCAACAGGUGAACCGCAACAGCCAGGAGGAGAAAGAAGAAAAGGAGAAAGAAAAAGAAAAAGAGGUGGAACGUGAGGAGGACAAAGUGGAGGGAGACGACAAGGAGGAUGGAAUAAAAGAUGACACCUCUGGUGAGGACGGGGAGGAAAAAGAGCAACCUGUAGCUGUUAAAGGGCGACGCACCGCAAAUAGUCGUGGACAUCGGAAAGGACGAGUGACUCGCUCUAUGACCAGCGAACAGGAAGAGAACACUUCACCUCUCAAUAAUGAGCUUGCAAACCUGGAGAUGAACGAAAGCUCUCGCUGGACUGAGGAGGAGAUGGAAACUGCAAAGAAAGGUCUCCUCCAGUAUGGCCGAAACUGGUCCGCCAUUGCCAAGAUGGUGGGCUCCAAAACUGUCUCCCAGUGCAAGAACUUUUACUUCAACUACAAGAAGAGACAGAAACUGGAUGAGAUCCUCCAACAGCAUAAAAUAAAAUCGGAGAGAGAGCGUAAAGCCAGACGUAGAGGUAAAGCUCCCCAGAACGAGGAGGCCAGCGCUCCAUCUGCUGCAGAAGAGGAGGAGAUGGAGGGAUCAGGAGUCAGUGGCAACGAAGAGGAGGCUCAGGAGGAUGGAGAAGGUGGAGUCAAUAACAGCUCCGACACGGAGAGCCUCCCUUCCCCACGCUCCUCAGACGACAGCAAGGUCAAAGAAGAGGGCCCAGCACGACCCAAAGCUGCACCCAAUGCCACAGCAUCCUGCUCGUCUACCGCAGACAAAGACGCGCCACCUGCCAAAGUUGGGCUGGAGGACAAGCCAAUGGUGGAAAAGAUAAAAGAAGAGCAGGGAGGAGUGAAACAGGAGGUCAAGACCGAAGCAGCAGAGGCCUGUAAGGAAGUGGUUGGAGAGGAUAAGAAACCUCCUGCUGGUCUGGAGAUUGAGGAGGGAAAGAAAGAGAGCAAGAAGAAGGAUCAUGGCGGAAAAAGCGCAAAUCAAGAUAGCGACUCCAGCGCCACGUGUAGUGCGGACGAGGUGGAGGAAACGGAGAGUACGGAAAAGAGCAGGCCAAGUCUGUUGAGCUUUGCCCAUGAUGGAGUGAUCUCGUCUACAAUUCAGAAACCCUUGGACCUCAAACAGCUUAAACAGAGAGCAGCCGCUAUACCUCCCAUAAUGCCAGAGGUGUCUGUGGCAGGCAGCAGUAACCGGGGAGGCUUGCUAGGAAAACAACAGGCCAUGCCCCACGCUCUUGCGUUGUACCAGCAACAGAUUACCAUGGCACAUGAAUCCUCCCAGGAGGUGAAACAGCAGCAACCACAACCAACCAAAUCUCAGCAUUAUCCAGGGGGCGGGGACGCUGGCAGCCCACGGUUUAGGACUCGCAGUCCCAGCAUCUCCGACAGAGAGAGAGAGGAGCUGGAGGGGAACGAGAGAUGGCUACAGGCUCUGCUCCACGGAUUACAUAAAUCUCGGGCAUUUUCUCCUCUUGCGGAUGGUAAGAAGGUUCCCGUUGCCGAUGACAUUCGGGCUAUGGGUAUGGGGCGGCCGGUGAUGUCGGCGUACCAGCUCUCGCCCAGGGACAUGGCCAAACUCAGUCAAGAUCAGCUGCUACACUACAACCCCUCCUUGGCUCCCACUUUGCAGCCACAGGAGAGGAUGGCUGCAGUUCGGCCUCUCCAUAUCCCAGAACCCCCUCCCCUAAUCUCCUCUGCCAAACCUGGUGGCUCCAUCACACAGGGUACUCCGGUGCAGUUACACAACCCAUCUCACGGCUCAGAGCAUGGGAAAAUCCCACCGCAAGGAUCACUGGGUCUCUCCUGGAUGGACCAGAGGAAAAUGGGAGGGUUUCCAGUGGUCAAACAGGAACAGUUGUCCCCUCACGGGCCCUCCUCCUCUCAGGCUGAGAAUCUCUCCACACAGGACAGCACUACAUCACGAGGGCCCAUGCCAGCUGUUCAGGGUGGCAGCAUCACAAAGGGCAUUCCUGGCACACGUGUGCACCAAGAACCUCCAAUAUCAUAUCGAGGAGGUUCCAUCACUCAGGGCACUCCUGCAGAUGUGUUGUAUAAGGGCACAAUAACCCGUCUGAUCACUGAGGACAGCCCAAACAGAGAAAGAGGCAGAGAGGACGCGCCUUCUAAGGGGCAUGUAGUCUACGAGGGCAUAAGUGGACACAUCUUAUCUUAUGACCGGGGUCAGAAUUCUAAGGAAGACGGUCGUGGGGACAUGGUCGGAAUGAAGAGGUCAUAUGACAUGAUGGAGGGGGGGAUUUCUCGCGUGUCGUCCAUCAGAGACACGCUGUCUGCUGCUGAAGGCUUGAUCAGUCGAGCAAUGCCUCAUGAGCGAGAAAGUCCUCAUCCCCACCACAUCCGUGGAUCCAUAUCUCAAGGUAUCCCACGUGAAGAUUACUUGCGUCGGGAGGUCAAACAGAUGAAAAGGGAGGGUUCUCCAUCACCCCGUGGGCCUGAUCCUCAUAAAUCACGCUCUCAUGAGGGUAUGGUGCCUACCGUCAAAGAAGGAGGACGCUCCAUUCACCUCAUCCCUCCUGAAGGGGUAGUGAUAGGCAAGCCUAAAGAAGGAUCCAUUACCCAGGGUACGCCUCUGAAACAGGAACCUGUUGGCUCAUCCAAGCGCCAUGACGUGCGCUCCAUCAUCGCCAAUUCCCCCCGGCCUUACUCCGGAAUGCCCCCUCAUCAUCUAGAGCUCAGGCCCGAGCACAGAGGCUCUGACAGGGGCCGCUACGAGGAUCCGGGGAGCAAGUCAAGGCCCAGCGCUGUUGUCAGUACAGCCAGCUCAAUGUCCCGUGCCUCUCCACUGGCAAUGGGUGGGGAGCAGAGCAGCAGAGCCCACCACAGUCCAGUGGGCUACGAGGACCACAAAAGAAGCGGCUACCCUCCACCCUCACACAGAUCCUCUCCACUGUCAGGCAGAGAAAACUCACAGCGUUCACAUGAAGGUUCAAGUAAGGCCCAGCAGCAGGAAAGAAAGACCACCCCUACCCCUCGCGAAGUGUCCUCUACGAAGUCUCCUUUGGCAGUGAGUGACCAUACCGCCUCUCUAGCCUACGAAAGGAUCCUGCAAAACCUGGGAACAGACAUCGGUAUGCAGUAUCGUGCGCAGAUCCCCCUGUCAUUCGAACAUGCCCCUAUGCCUAGAGGCAUCCCUAUAGAUCCAGCAACAGCAGCGUAUUAUCUGCCUCGUCACCUGACUCCCGCCCCUGGUUACCCUCAUCACUACUCUCCCUACCUGAUCAGAGGUUUCCCUGAGACAGCAGCCCUGGAGAACCGACAGACACUCUUUACAGACUACAUCACCUCCCAGCACAUGCAUCAGUGGCCUGCCAUGGCUGCUCAGAGACCUGACCUGAUCAGAAGCCUCACACCUCGAGAGCAGUCUGUUAACCUGGCCUACUCACCCACACCCAGAGGAACCUCUGCAUCACCCAUGGAACGCAUCACAUACAUCCCAGGAACCUCUGCAGGUUUCCCCGGCGGAGCCUACAACACUUCUCCCAUCUCACCAGUCUCUCACAUGAGCAAGAUCCAAAGCGGUUCUUCCUCCUCAGAGAGGGAACGAGAACGAGACCGAGAGAGAGAUCGAGAACGAGAGAGGGAUCGUGAGAAAGACAGAGAGCGAGAGCGGGACAGAGAGCGAGAAAAAGAACGAGACAGAGAAAGGGAAAAGUCCCUCAGUCAUGGUAAUGUGGAGCACGCCCCUAUAUGGAGACCUGGAGCACCAGAGCAGAUGGGAGGUGGCAGCAGCUCUCGUCCCCCGUCCCAUCCCUACGGUCACCAGCAGUCCUCGCUCUCUCCGCGGCCACAGGACAACCUGCAGCAGAGACCCAGUGUCCUGCACAACACCAGCUCCAAGAACCUUCCCAACUCGGAGCACAACAGCCCGUCUGUACUGCGGCCUCCAGGUUCUGCGCGUUACCAGGGCUUUGGUGGGCUUCUCCAAAGGUCUGGUUUACCUGCCGACGUUUACCCGGCUGGUUCCGACCUGAGCGCUAAAGACUCUAGUAGAGAUGGGGGCAAAAGUCACGGGCGUGGAGGUCUACCCAAACAUCAAGACAUGUCGGCCUCUUCCAAGUCUGACCACAAGCUGGCCAGUCCUGGUGCAGGCGCGGCAUAUCCCUCUCCGUACAACCAGGCCUCCGGUGGCCAUCUUGGGCUGCUUCAGAGUCGUGGGCACCCCUCGCUGGCUUCUGAAAACAACAGCGGCAGCAGCUCCAUCCUGUCCCGCGGCGGGGACGGCGUCGGCAGCGCGUCAAGUAGGGAAAAGACUCAAAACAAAGUGAUGUCCAUACAGGAACACGAGCUUCGAGUACUCGGUAAGACCACCAUGACAGCGGCCAACUUCAUAAACGCGAUAAUCAUGCAUCAAAUUUCUUGUGAUGCGGCGAUGCCAGAGACUGGUGCGCUUGCGGCCAACGGCGCCUGUGAUGCUCGAUACGGGUCUGAGGACAGACUUUCUCCUGGACAGCAGUCACCAUCACCCGCUCUUAAGGGCUCACAGAGGGUGGUCACGCUCGCCCAGCACAUCAGCGAGGUGAUCACUAAAGACUACACACGUCAGUCGCAGCAAGGGCAGAUCGGAGGUCAGUCACUGGGUACCUCAGUCUUCGGGUACCACAGUUCCCCCGUGCUAGAUCACACACGUCCACCUAGCGCCCCUCAGGCUCAGACCCCUACAGAGCCGAAUCCCAACGCGCGCUACACCCCAGAGGGCUCUGCUGCUGAGAGAGAAAGAGGGAGAGACAGGUCGUCUCCUCCGAGUAAAAACUCUCCUGCGAGUCUGUCUGCUGAUGGUAUCGAACCAGUCUCACCACCAGGUGCUGUUUCAGAGCCAGAGACGCCCAGUGCUGCCUACCCGAACGAACAAGCAGAACAGGGCAUGGGAUCUCGUUCUCCUGCCAGUAGCACUCAACCACCAGCUUUUUUCAGUAAACUGACCGAGAGCAACUCAGCCAUCGUCAAGAGCAAGAAGGAAAUGAUCAAAAAGAUGGUGGUCGGCACAGAGGCUGAAUUCAAUCAGGGUCAACCUGGAACAGAAAUCUUCAACAUGCCUGCGUCUACGAAUGCAGGACCCGUGAACGUGCGCAGUCACCCACCACCAGAGGCAAGUGGUAAUACUAUAGGUUUGGAAGCCAUCAUCAGGAAAGCACUGAUGGGAAAUUUAGAAGAACAGAUGGACGAACGCUCGUCUUCAGGCUCCUUAAACUCAGUUGGUGUUGGCAUGCCAGCUGCUGCCAUGCAGUCUGGAUCAGCUGAUGGCCGCUCUGAAGACCCUUAUUCCCUGUCAGGGAAAUCCAAAGGAAGCGGGCGCUCUAAUGGCCGCAAGACAAAGUCACCCGGACCUGGUCUAUCUGGAGGUGAGAGACCGUCCUCUGUGUCCUCUGUCCACUCCGAGGGAGACUGCAACCGUCACACCCCACUCACCAAUAGAGUGUGGGAGGACAGACCCUCAUCUACAGGCCCCACUCCAUUCCCCUGUAACCCCCUGACCAUGCAGAUGCGUCUCCCCAGCGGGAUGAUGUCAGGGCCUUCACCGUCCCCCACGCAGACGGGAGCAUCGGCGCCCACACAGGGCCAGACUCAACCCCGCACCUGGGAGGAAGAACCCAAGCCUCUGCUCUGUUCCCAAUACGAGACUCUGUCAGACAGCGAGUGAACACGCGUACCAUACAAGUACACUAGAGCGACUGAACGUUUGCUGCUCUAUGAACAGAAACCUGUUCAUGUAAACUGGGAUGACACACACGCUUCGGGAAACAUGCAACAUGAUGGAUACAUAUUGACAUCCCUAUCCAUUACCUCCACACACAUUCAUGCAUGCGCAUACAAAGACACUCAUCACACUCUCAUAAUCCUCGACCCCUAGCAAAGACUCGGGACAACUUUCUCUGUUGGCCACCCCCCCCGGCACACUCGCAGCUAGUAAAAGUACUGUGCUCGACGUGUGUGUUGAUGUGUCUGUGUGUGUGCGUGUUUGUGAAUGUGCACACAUAUUACCGUGUGCCAUCACUCCAGGACUACUUGUAGGAAAAAUCACUUUUUAGUCAUUUUUUAAAAAAUAUACUAUUAGUGUCGUCUUGCUGGCCUUAUCAGAGUUGACUCAUGGACUCAUUCAUGCGUUUUGGAGCAUUCCUCAUUAGACUGCUCAGGACACGCACUCUUAUACUGUAACACAACUGCAAUUUUAUGUGUGUGUGUGUGGCUUAUUGCAAAGGCUGGAUGAUUGAGAUGUAUACGAGAACCACACACCGUCUUAGUUCUCAUGUGCAGGUUUAGUGAAUCUACAGCCCCUCUAACAUUGGCUUCUGGGUGUGAAUAGACCACAAUAUUAAGAUCUGAUGCUUUUGGGGUGUCCGCCACAUUCAUCUGAGCGUGUGCACACAUCUGUGAUGGAAAAAGAAACGAUUUGUGGUCAGAGAGAAACAGGUUCACCUUGUGCUAAACAAUGCUGGGAAUGUUUAAUUUCAUCUCAUCGUGUAACAUUCUGUCCUUGUAUCUUGCAGAGAGUUUACAUGGAAGGCCAUAUCAUUGGUUUACAGGGUACACAUACAGUUGUUAACAUCAUACCUUUUUUUUACUGUAGAUUAUUAUCGAUCUUGGCACUAGCUGACCAAUAAUUCAAUUUCUUUUCUGUUAUCUCCAUUGUUGAUGGGAGAUUUUUUGUUGAGCAAAGUUUUAUAAGUUUGCUCUUUUUUUAAUGUACAAUAACCUUGUUUGCAUAUGUUAUUUUGGUCUUUUUUUAUGUAAUGAGUUAAGCACUUAGUGAGCAAACAGUUCUUGUUGCUUUUUACACAGCAUUUAUUUUCUUAUACAGUAUUUUGUUCAUUUGUGUUUCCGUCACCUACCGUGUGAGUCGAGCGAAUGGACGUGUUUUUUUAGGAGAAGCUGCUUUAUCGGGUUAUGUUGAUUUUUUUUCAAAUGUCCCAGCAAACGUUCUCUCACAUCUAUUAUCGGUCGAAGAGAAAAAGCCAUGCUGCCUGACCACUUCUCUUACGUGACACAUUUCGAGCUGCUUUGGUUUUGUUCUGUGUGGUUGAAGCAAGGUUUGGGUGCGCGAAAAUUCCCGGGGGUUGGUUUUUCCAUGGGCUUAUUUGGGGAGAUAUAAUUCUGCGUUUAUAUCUCUUCUUUACAUAGAUGAAUAGAUUACAGAGGCGGUGACCUCGUGUCAACUGUAUUCCCUCCCAUUGUACAGUUUUAAAAGUAAUUCUAGUAUUAAGUGCCAUGUAUUUGACAUUUCUGAAGUUAAAACUACCAAGUUGACUACGCACAACUUUUUUUAUCUAUGUGAUUUUUUUUUGUUUUCUCCUUGUUAUGUCAAGGUUGUACAAUUUGUCACAGACACAAGUGGUGAAGGAGUAUUUUACAAUGAACGCGUGUCUUCACUAAACGCAGACUCUCUUUUGGAAAAACGGCUUCCAUCUCUCCAGUGGGAUUACUAAUUGUUUUGCAUGCAUGUUAGAUAUAAUGAAAUGUUUUAAUUCGUAUUGUUUUUGACUUUUAUUUGUCACUCGGUUUUAAUAUGAAAGUUAUCUUUAACAGUUUAAACUGCAAUAUUCAUUGUAUUCUCCGGGCUUGAACGCUUGGGGAUGUUUGGAAAGAUAUUUAAAAAAGAUUAAAUGUCAGCGGUGGGUUUUAUCCGGUUUUGGGGUAUUUUUCCGGUUUGAUGUUCGAGGACAGUUUUAGUGUACUACCUAGUGUUGUUUUCAGUCGAUUCGAGAACCUUUUAUUUUCAUACAGGGUGUGCAAAAACUUGCUUAUGUUUAACAUUUUACAGAAGCAUAAAUGAUCCAAUGCUCUGAUUUUAGAUUCAUUCUCAGACAUAUCGCUCUGGACUAGGGUUGCAAAAUUUGGGGAAACUUUUCAUGGAAAUUUCAUGGAAUACUGUAUGGGGAAUUGUAGCACAUGGGUGAAGAUAAGUUAGAUUUUGAGGAAGCGGAUAGUAUAUUAUUCCUGAAGUUCCCGAGCUUUGCAACCCUACUCCGGACAGUAUUGUAUUUAGUGGAAAGUCACUCUAAAAUCAAGUGUUUUCUAUGUUGAGCCCUGCCCCUUUUCUUUUGUUAUAUUUUGACUGUUUGUUUGAUUUGUCGUCAGAUGCCCUUUUACUGAGGACAGUGUUGCACUUUCCUUAGCUAUUCAUUUGUAAUCAUUAAACGGUAAUGAAGAUGAAUAUGAGUGAAGAGGAGAGAGCUGAUAUAACAAUGGGUAACGGUAGUCCAUCGUAGGAAUGGUGAAAUUAAGUACAUGUUGGGGUGGCAUCUGUUUUGUACAACCUUUUUGUGCAUAUGUUUUUCUUUUUUUAUUAAGACCCACUGUAUUAUAGCAAGGAGUGUAAAUAGACCUAAAGGCUGUACAUAUUUAUGUGAUUUGCUGCAAGACUGAUAAUCACACUGUUGUAUUUCAACAUGGCCACCAGCAAGCUUUGUGGAUAGCAGUGUAAAAAUUGAACAGAAAAAAACAGACACUGCCUUAAUGUUUAAAUAAAAAGCUUAUUGCCAUUGA